Thecamonas trahens ATCC 50062 is the source of this 354-nucleotide messenger RNA. RefSeq lists its product as uncharacterized. Bases 12 to 311 code for a protein of 99 amino acids. The transcript is spliced from 2 exons. The record is from RefSeq and is a predicted model, not a curated record. Lineage: Eukaryota; Apusomonadida; Apusomonadidae.
CGCUGACGACCAUGGCCUCGGGAUCCGUGUCGGACGACAUCCGCCAGAAGUUCCAGGUCACCACCAACAUUGCUGUUGGUCUUGCUCGUGAGCCCAUGGCUGCCAUGCCUCCGAACGCAACUAUGUACUCGCCGUCGGAAAAGGUCAUCAAGGAGGCGGCUGCGCAGCGGGAGCGGGCAACAGAGGACAUUCUGGCUGCAGACGCCGUCGACUUUGUGGCAUCGGCUCAGGCCGGCGUCCUCCGCCCGUUUGAGUCGACUGGAUCGUUCCAGACUGGCCUGCCCUGGCGCGAUGAAGACGAUCCGUACUAACUUAACUGUUGCUGAGCCGCUCAGCUGAGCUGCCGGCUCAAGC